GCUUUACGAGUCCAUGGGCUUGGAUUGGACACAGCAAAUUGAAGGGGUGGGAACCUCCGCGGAGGCCGCUCAGCGACUGGUCAGAGGCCGGAGGGAGCGUGGUCUUCGGGGGCGGGGCAGGAGGGGCGGGGGAGAGGCAGAUUGGGCAGUGCGCCACGCUGAGGUGGUGGCGCCGGCCCUUGAGCAAGUAAGUGGGCAAGUCCUGAAGCCCCGCUCUGCUGAGGACAGGAGGUCGGCGAGCUCCGGUCCUCCAAAGCGCUGAGGACGCGUGGGGGUCAGGCGCCAUUCGGUGAGUGUGGUCCGGAGGAAGCCCGAGUGUCCCGCCCUCCCUUUCUUCCUGGACCGCGCCGCGGAGCGCCCUCCCCCGCCUCAGACCCCGGCCUGCGCCGACUCCGACUCCUGCGUCGGAGGCUGCCUGUGCCUGCGGCUGUCGUUCGCCCCUGCGCGGCCGCGGUCGGUUUAGGGAAUCUGGAAACUGGUUCCUAGCCCGCGGAGGGGAAACUGAGGCGCGCGAGGCUGGCCCCCCUCAUCAGCGUCUGCACACAGACACCAUGGCCGAGCCCUUGAAGGAGGAGGACGGCGAGGACGGCUCUGGGGAGCCGCCCGGGCCAGUGAAGGCAGAGCCCUCCCACACCGCGGCCUCUGUCGCUGCCAAGAACCUGGCCCUGCUCAAAGCCCGCUCCUUCGAUGUGACCUUUGACGUGGGGGACGAGUACGAGAUCAUCGAGACCAUAGGCAACGGGGCCUAUGGGGUGGUGUCCUCUGCGCGCCGCCGCCUCACGGGCCAGCAGGUGGCCAUCAAGAAGAUCCCAAAUGCUUUUGAUGUGGUGACUAAUGCAAAACGGACCCUCAGGGAGCUGAAGAUCCUCAAGCACUUCAAGCAUGACAAUAUCAUUGCCAUCAAGGACAUUCUGAGGCCCACUGUGCCCUAUGGAGAGUUCAAAUCUGUCUAUGUGGUCUUGGACCUGAUGGAGAGCGAUCUGCACCAGAUCAUCCACUCUUCACAGCCGCUCACACUGGAGCAUGUCCGUUACUUCCUGUAUCAGCUGCUACGGGGCCUCAAAUACAUGCACUCAGCUCAGGUCAUCCACCGUGACCUCAAGCCCUCCAACCUCUUGGUGAAUGAGAACUGUGAGCUCAAGAUUGGUGACUUUGGUAUGGCCCGAGGCCUGUGUACCUCCCCUGCUGAGCACCAAUACUUUAUGACUGAGUAUGUAGCCACUCGCUGGUACCGUGCCCCAGAGCUUAUGCUCUCCCUGCAUGAGUACACACAGGCUAUUGACCUCUGGUCUGUGGGCUGCAUCUUUGGUGAAAUGCUGGCCCGGCGCCAGCUCUUCCCAGGCAAAAACUAUGUGCAUCAGUUACAACUGAUCAUGAUGGUGCUGGGUACCCCAUCACCAGCUGUAAUUCAGGCUGUGGGCGCUGAAAGAGUGCGGGCCUAUAUCCAGAGCCUGCCGCCACGCCAGCCUGUUCCCUGGGAAACAGUGUACCCUGGUGCUGACCGCCAGGCCCUCUCACUACUGGGCCGCAUGCUGAGAUUUGAACCCAGUGCCCGGAUCUCAGCAGCUGCUGCCCUUCGUCAUCCUUUCCUGGCAAAGUAUCAUGACCCUGAUGAUGAGCCUGAUUGUGCCCCACCCUUUGACUUUGCCUUUGACCGUGAAGCCCUUACCCGAGAGCGCAUUAAGGAGGCCAUUGUGGCUGAGAUUGAGGACUUCCAUGCACGACGUGAAGGCAUCCGCCAGCAGAUCCGCUUCCAGCCUUCGCUGCAGCCUGUGGCUAGUGAGCCUAGCUGUCCAGAUGUUGAGAUGCCCAGUCCCUGGGCUCCCAGUGGGGACUGUGCCAUGGAGUCACCCCCACCAGUGCCCCCACCGUGCACAGGUCCUGUACCCGAUAGCAUCGAUCUGACCCUUCAGCCACCUCCACCAGCCAGUGAGCCUGCCCCACCAAAGAGAGAGGGCGCCAUCUCAGACAACACCAAGGCAGCUCUCAAAGCCACCCUGCUCAAGUCCCUGCGGAGCCGGCUCAGAGAUGGCCCCAGUGUACCUUUGGAGGCUCCUGAGCCUCGGAAACCAGUGACAGCGCAGGAACGCCAGCGAGAGCGGGAGGAGAAGCGCCGGAGGAGACAAGAGCGAGCCAAGGAGCGGGAGAAGCGCCGGCAAGAGCGGGAACGCAAGGAGCGGGGCGCUGGGGCUGUGGGGGGCCCUUCCACUGACCCCCUGGCUGGACUGGUGCUUAGUGACAAUGACCGAAGCCUGCUGGAGCGCUGGACUCGAAUGGCCCGGCCCCCUGCCCCGCCUGCCGCUCCAGCUCCAGCCCCAGUACCAGCGUCAUCCCCAGCCCAGCCCAGCAGUCCUGCUGGCCCUGCAGCUCAACCCACUGGUCCCUCCCAACAACUUGCAAGCUCGACCCCUACUCCUGCACCCCAACCUGCUUGCUCACCCUCUGUGCCCCACCCUGCUGGCCUUCCUGGACCCCUCUCUGUUCCUGCAUCACUCCAUACUGCCACCUCCACUAAUCUUCUGCCCCCUGCAUCGCUUGUGCCAGCCUCUGGGUUGCCUGGCCCCAGCACUGUAGUUCUGCCCUACUUCCCAUCUGGGCCACCCCCUCCAGACCCUGGGGGCCCCCCUCAGCCUUCUACAUCAGAGUCACCUGAUGUCAACCUGGUGACCCAGCAGUUGUCUAAGUCACAGGUGGAAGACCCCCUGCCCCCUGUGUUCUCAGGCACACCAAAGGGCAGUGGGGCUGGCUAUGGUGUUGGCUUUGACCUGGAGGAAUUUUUAAACCAGUCUUUUGACAUGGGUGUGGCUGAUGGGCCACAGGACGGCCAGGCAGACUCGGCCUCACUCUCAGCCUCUCUACUUGCUGACUGGCUUGAAGGCCACGGCAUGAACCCUGCUGACAUUGAGUCUUUGCAGCGUGAGAUCCAGAUGGAUUCCCCGAUGCUGCUGUCUGAUCUGCCUGACCUCCAGGAGCCCUGAGGGCCACAGCCAGUGCCUUGCUGCCAGGGGAGAUCCAGCUCCAAGGUUCAUCUCAGACCCACCCUUCAGCCUUAAGCAGCCACCUGAGCCACUGCCGAGCCGUGUCGGGAUUGAGAGACCCUGACUUCUUCUGAACAAUCCUUCUCAGUAUUGUAUUUUUAUUACUGUAAUAUUAUUAGGCAGUCUUUUUGCCAUCAAAAUGAAGCCUGUGAAAUAUAAGGUUCCCUUUAA
Messenger RNA from Chinchilla lanigera (long-tailed chinchilla), 3209 nucleotides. RefSeq names its product mitogen-activated protein kinase 7 (gene Mapk7). Gene Ontology annotation, biological process: intracellular signal transduction; protein phosphorylation; cell surface receptor signaling pathway. The transcript has 7 exons. Gene Ontology annotation, cellular component: cytoplasm; nucleus. Bases 552 to 2978 code for a protein of 808 amino acids. Lineage: Eukaryota; Metazoa; Chordata; Mammalia; Rodentia; Chinchillidae. Gene Ontology annotation, molecular function: MAP kinase activity; ATP binding. The record is from RefSeq and is a predicted model, not a curated record.